ACACUAGCAUAACGUAAGCCUCUACGAAUCGGUAUACCAAAACAUCACAUUCGAGCGGAGGUACGAAACUGGUUUACUGCGUUACACAAUACUAAAUCUUGAUAGUUGACAAUGCAAAGACAAAGAUGGUCUCACUGUAUCCAACGCCUAUUAAUUUAGAGUUGUGAAAAAAAACAUAUAUUAUAUUGUUUAUAUUGACAUAAAAACUUCUACAAAGUCACAUUAGAAAUGGCUGGAAGGACUGAACAAUUGGAAGCGCCUGAAGUUAAGUUGGACAAUUUGACGCCGGAAGAGCAGUUGGUUCAGGAAAAAUUAAAUAAAUAUGCAAAAUCCAUAUCUACGUUUAAAUAUCCUUUUGCAAUUCCACCUCCAUUCCCUCCAGCAAAGCCGAAUUUAGCUCUUUCUACUCAAGUGAAUAAAAUGAAGCAGUCAGCUAACGAAGCUUUCAAGCGGAAAAAGUACGAAGAAGCAAAAAGACUGUACACUUUAGCUUUACAUUUAGCACUCAACCGUUGUUCUUGGGAACCAGCCUUGCUGACUCGCGAAGAAGUGAGCACUAUGCUCUGUAAUCGUGCUGCUGCUGAAUUAUCUCUUUCGCAAUUUCCAGAGGCGUUGGCAGAUGGAAAUGCUGCUUUAAAAAUUCGUAAUAAUUAUGGUAAAUGUUUCUACCGAAAAGCAAAAGCUUUAGAGGCGAUGCAUCGAAUGGAUGAAGCCAAACAAGUUGUUCGAGACGGUUUAAUUUUGGCUGAACCUAUCACCCGAAAUGAGCUAGUCGCUUUGUGGGCUACCUAUACGAAAGAAAAAUAAUGUCCCUCCCUCCCUAUGCAUCCUGUAAUCCUUUUAUUUACCCUUCCAUUCCUUCCUUUUUCAUGGUUCUUUUGUUAUUCUUCAAAAUGACGGUUUUCUACUUCAAGUAUUAUUCUUAGUUCUUUCGGCUCUUUCUUUUAUUUUUCGUAAUGAAAAGGUCGUCAAUGGUGUUUUUUUUCUUUUUACACUAAUUUUGUAUAUGAAGGUAGAUAUUGAGUUUCCGCUAGAUUAUUUACCGCAUGACCCUGUUAAAAAGAUGAAAUUUAUUAAACUAUAAUAGAAACAAUAAAUGCAUUUUUCCUCCCUACUGUCCGA
Schizosaccharomyces octosporus yFS286 is the source of this 1122-nucleotide messenger RNA. RefSeq names its product ER protein translocation subcomplex subunit Sec72. Gene Ontology annotation, molecular function: protein binding. The record is from RefSeq and is a predicted model, not a curated record. The transcript has a single exon. The coding region runs from base 229 to 807 and encodes 192 amino acids. NCBI's taxonomy places the organism in Eukaryota, Fungi, Ascomycota, Schizosaccharomycetes, Schizosaccharomycetales, Schizosaccharomycetaceae.